AUGCUUUCUUCAUCACGGCGUUCCUGUUUCGCCCUCGUUUGUCUGCAAAUCUACCAUUUUGCUAGCUUCAGCACAGCAUAUUCUACCUUGUCCAACGAAACACUACGCUCUCUUCCUCGGCCUGGAAAUCACUUCGAUAUACAUGACGGAUCGCUACUAGCGCCGAUACUCGUUCCAAGAGUACCUGGCACUUCAGGCUCUGAUGCUGUCCUUACCCACUUUGUCAACUUUUUUCGUUCUACCCUCCCUAGCUGGGAUAUUUCGUUUCAAAACUCUACCUCCACAACACCAUUGUCAAAGGGCGCGCAAGUCCCCUUCAGGAAUCUGAUUGUUUCUAAAGACCCACCAUGGGCGAGCCCCGGCGACACCAGCCGCUUGACUCUUGUCGCACAUUAUGAUUCAAAAGUGGAACCUACAGGCUUUAUAGGUGCUACCGACAGUGCAGCACCUUGUGCUAUGAUCAUGCAUGCUGUUCGAAGCAUAGAUUCUGCGUUGACAAAGAAGUGGAAAGCCAUGCAAGAUGAAGGUGUCGAUACAUUUGGAGACGUGGAGGAGCACAAAGGCAUACAGGUCAUCUUUCUAGAUGGCGAGGAAGCAUUCGUGAGCUGGACCGAUACGGACAGCAUAUACGGCGCUCGGUCACUCGCAGAAGAGUGGGACAAUUCGUUGCACCCAGCGAUGAGUACCUAUAAGACCAAACUGGAAAGCAUCAGCCUGUUUGUUCUCCUAGACCUGCUCGGUGCCAAAGAUCCCAGCAUCCCAACAUAUUUCAAGACCACUCACUGGGCCUAUCAGAAUAUGGCGAGCGCGGAGUCAAGACUGAGAGAACUGGGUCAGUUUAAGUCUGCGCAAGGAAGGACUUGGCUUCCCGAGUCCAAGAAAGACCCUCAUACCUCCUCGUCAUUCCCAAGCUACAUAAUGCAAGACGAUCACAUACCAUUCAUGGCAAGGGGCGUGGAUGUGUUGCACCUCAUACCAAGCCAUUUUCCAAAGGUAUGGCAUCGAAUUGAAGACGAUGGAGAGCAUCUGGAUGGGCCAACAGUUGAGGAUUGGGCUAUGCUCACUACGGCGUUUGCUGCAGAAUGGCUCGAACUAGAAGGAUUCUUCGAUAAACCAAGCAUGUCAAGAAAAGACGAUAAUGAGAAGAGGUCAAAGCAAGAUGUCAUUAGCAAAACAGAGCUAUAA
Endocarpon pusillum Z07020 is the source of this 1185-nucleotide messenger RNA. RefSeq lists its product as uncharacterized. The transcript has a single exon. The record is from RefSeq and is a predicted model, not a curated record. Gene Ontology annotation, molecular function: glutaminyl-peptide cyclotransferase activity; zinc ion binding. NCBI's taxonomy places the organism in Eukaryota, Fungi, Ascomycota, Eurotiomycetes, Verrucariales, Verrucariaceae. Bases 1 to 1185 code for a protein of 394 amino acids.